UCUAACGGCCCAACCCAAUUCAUCUCCAGAUCCUUUCAUCUUCAUCUCAUACAUCACCUAACCAAAACUCUCACUCCCUUUCCAUCUCCAUGGACCCUUCCUCCUUUUUCCAUCUUUCAACCGACUCUCUCCACCUUCACCACCACCCUCCUCCGCCUCCCACCUCUGCCACCAUCGCUAACCCCACUCCGCCGUCUCUCAACCACAAUAAGAGUAAUCAUCCUCCUUACACUGAGAUGAUAAGCUCAGCCAUCGCUACUUUGAAAGAGAAGGACGGGUCGAGUAAGCGUGCUAUCGCCAAGUUCAUAGAGAAAGUUUACGGGAAUUUCCUUCCACCGAAUCACUCGGCCUUGCUGACUCACCAUCUUAAGCGGUUGAGGAACACUGGCCAGCUUAUUAUGGUGAAAAAAUCUUACAAGCUUCCUAGAUCUGAUGAUGAGGUUAGCGCUUCAAUUAUUCCUUCGGAAAGUAAUAAUAUUAUUCCCGACAAUGCCCCUGCUAUUAGUUCAGCCCAUGGGCCGAAAACAGGCCGAGGACGGGGCCGGCCGCCCAAGGCUAAUAAUAGUACUGAUGGCGUUUUAGCUUCCCUUGGGCUGGUUGAUCAGCCCAAGAGUGGUCCGGGCCGCCCGAAGAAGGGUGAUGUAGUGGUGGUGACGAUGACAGCUACACAGGGGCCUAAGAAGGGGAGAGGUAGGCCACCCAAGGCAAAGAAGAGGGGCCCGGGACGUCCCAAGAAGCCGAAGAGUGUUUUGGGUAAGUUGGGCCCAGGCCGCCCACCUAAAGUUAAAGCCCAAGCCCCCGGCCUAGAGCAGCUUAAUAAUCCUGUGGCAGUAACGUAUGUUCCAAGUGAUGCAAGUGUCCCUGGGGCAGUAGCCGAUGUAGCGAAGCCUAGAAAGCGGCCAAAGAAGAUUGGCACAACUCUGGGAGGUGGUGGUGGUGGUGUGGAUCAGCUUGGCCAGCCACCGAAGAAGGGGGUGAGCAGUUCUGGAAGGCCUGUCGGUCGGCCUAAGAAGAACCCUUCAGGGGCAUUAACUGAAACAGGAGGAGCUGCGGCCAUUGGAGACCUUAAGAGGAAGCUUGAACUCUUUCAAACAAAACUCCGGCAAGCCAUCAGCGUGUUAAAGCCUCAUUUAAGCAGUGAAAGCCAGAUCAGUGCAGUGGCAGCUAUCCAAGAGCUAGAAGCUCUGGCAGUGAUGGAUAUUGGCACGCCGCUGCAAGAGGUUACUCAAGUAGCACAACCGCCACUGCCACCACCAGCUCCACAACAGCAACAACAACAAUCACGAUAACCAUUUCUGGCUUAAACUUAAGUAAAAACUGUGAAAAGCUUGCGAAUUUGUUGUGAUGUAUGUAGGAAGCUGAACUCAUUCCUUGGAUCAGUGAGGGUUGUAGUAGAAGUAUUCUAACUCAGACACAGGAAGAAAAGAGAAUCUGUAAAAGGAAUAGGCUGAUGUUGCAAGCCUAAUUCUCAUUGUUUGUGAAUUCUAAGUCGUUUGUACAACUUUGUAUUUGACAUUAGCUUGUGUUUUCAUGUACUUUAUUAUCCAGUUUUUCUAAGUAAUUUCAGUAGAUUAUGACAUUUGAUUA
Molecule: messenger RNA, 1587 nt
Organism: Mangifera indica (mango)
Lineage: Eukaryota; Viridiplantae; Streptophyta; Magnoliopsida; Sapindales; Anacardiaceae
Product: protein SPT2 homolog
Exons: 4
Coding region: 90-1289 (399 amino acids)
Biological process (GO): negative regulation of DNA recombination; chromosome condensation; nucleosome assembly
Cellular component (GO): nucleolus; nucleosome; nucleus
Molecular function (GO): double-stranded DNA binding; nucleosomal DNA binding; structural constituent of chromatin
Source: RefSeq, a predicted model, not a curated record